Molecule: messenger RNA, 3783 nt
Organism: Brienomyrus brachyistius
Lineage: Eukaryota; Metazoa; Chordata; Actinopteri; Osteoglossiformes; Mormyridae
Gene: zdhhc7
Product: zinc finger DHHC-type palmitoyltransferase 7
Exons: 8
Coding region: 310-1227 (305 amino acids)
Biological process (GO): protein targeting to membrane; peptidyl-L-cysteine S-palmitoylation
Cellular component (GO): Golgi apparatus; endoplasmic reticulum
Molecular function (GO): protein-cysteine S-palmitoyltransferase activity
Source: RefSeq, a predicted model, not a curated record
ACGAAGCGCCAAUCCCAAGCAGAGCCGAAGAGAAUCCCGGAAGUGUGUACCGCCGCGUACAUGGCUAGUGUGUGAGUCCGCUCCGGCCACCGCUGGCGAAAACAAUGACACACACCAAAACGUUUUUAUUUAAUUUCUGCAAAGGGACACGGCCGAGGGAAGCGGCAACAAAAAAUUAAGAUCUUUUCCCAACUAUCGCAGGCUCCUGGCAUUCACAUCCAGGCUGUGCUUGGGUUCUGGAUGUGGCACCCUGACCGGACCUGCGGAACAGACGGCAUGUCACUGUGAGGCCUGGACUCAGAGAUUAGAAUGCAGUCCUCAGGCCACCGGCUGCAUGACAUGGAACAGCACCGUCCCCUGCUAGGCCAGGAGGAGGAGCUGGUGCACGGGGCAUCGGCAAGGACCGUCGACCGGGUCUGGUUCAUCCAGGACGGCUGCGGCAUGAUCUGCGCAGUUCUCACCUGGUUCCUGGUGCUCUAUGCUGACUUCGUGGUCACCUUCGUCAUGCUCCUGCCUUCAAAAAGUUUCUGGUACUCCCUGCUCAAUGGCGUGGCUUUCAAUAGCCUAGCCUUACUAGCGCUGGCCUCGCACCUGCGCACGAUGCUGACGGACCCGGGGGCGGUGCCCAAGGGCAACGCCACUAAGGAGUACAUGGACAGCCUGCAGCUGAAACCGGGGGACGUCAUCUAUAAGUGUCCCAAGUGCUGCAGCAUUAAGCCGGAGAGAGCACACCACUGCAGCAUCUGCAAGAGAUGCAUCCGCAAGAUGGACCACCACUGUCCUUGGGUCAACAACUGUGUGGGGGAGAACAACCAGAGGUUCUUCGUCCUGUUCACGAUGUAUAUAGCCCUGAUUUCUGUCUACGCCCUUGGCUUGAGUGGGAUGCAUUUCUUCAUCUGUGUCAAAGUGCAGUGGAACGAGUGCAGCGACUUCUCUCCGCCGGUCGCUGUGCUGCUCAUGAUCUUCCUCUGCCUGGAGGGCCUUCUCUUCCUCACCUUCACCGCCGUCAUGUUCGGCACGCAGAUCCACUCCAUCUGCAACGACGAAACGGAGAUCGAGAGGCUGAAAAACGAGAAGCCCACGUGGGAGCGGCGCACGCGCUGGGAGGGCAUGCGGGCCGUGUUUGGCGGCCAGCCCUCGCUGCGCUGGAUCAACCCUUUCUCCGGGCUCCGCCUGCGGCGCCUGCUCACGCCGCACUCCCGCUGGGGCCCCGAGCUCUCGGUCUAAGCUUGCCGGCCUCUCCCGCUACCCCCAGUCACAGUGAGCCUCCAGGGCGGGGGGCCUUUCCUCUUGGGAGAGGAUGGGAGCGCAUUUGCUUUCAGACCGCUGGAGGAGGUCAACCUGUCCUUCAGAACUGCGUGGGAGGCAGCAGAGCUCUCUCCUUCUCUCCCCCUCUCUCUCUCUCUCUCUCUCUCUCUCUUUCUCAUACACACACAAACACAAUCUUUUAUGAGACUUUAGUGUUCCAUGCUUUUAAAUGGUACUGAACAAAAGGGAAAAAUAAAAAGUUUUUUUUUUCCCAUGUUCAGUGCCAAUAGACUUGUAGUACUAAGCACUACACAAAGGUUUUUUUUGCCUGAGAUGUUGACACUCCAUGGCGCCCCUUGGUGCUCUCAAAGAGAAGUUCAAUCUGUGGAAGAAGACAUAGCCGGAGACUGCAGCAGAGGGGUUGACUGGAGAUCUGACACUGACAGCAUUGCGGCCCUUCAGCGGUUUGUGCUGCUGAGCGUGCUGGGAUUUUGUGGAGAGGGUAGUGAAUGAAUACACACAGCCCCAAGAAAUGCUCAGCAUAUUUGCAUAUGGCACUGCUUGUAACUGGACUGUUCUCAUGUCUGAUUUUUUAAAAUUCCAUCUCAUAUUCGACUCUGUAGAUGGAUUUUGUUUUAGUUAUUGCAAGAGAAUCAUUUUAAAUGACUAGCUAUAUUGACAUGAUAUUUAACCCAGGAAAAAAAGCAAUGUGCUGAUUGGAAUAUAUAUAUAUAUAUAUAUUGAGCUGAUGUAUAUGAAUAGGACACCUAUGAUGCUUGAUGAUGUUCACUCUGGACAGCCGUGAUACCAGGCAGACCACAUUUCAGAUGAAAUGCUGGCUGGCAGGGGAGCCACCGCCUUCCAGAAAUGUGGUCCCCUUGUUGGCUAGCCCUGCAAAGGCAGUAUUUGGGAUGGAUAGGAGAAUGCAAGCUUUGAAACCUGGGAAUGGUGUGAUCAUUGUGCUCCGUUAGACAUUGACUGGAUUAACCUAACUCGAGCUAGUAAGGUAAAAAACAGGCAAGUGUAUCAAACCUCUCUGUGGUUUCAAACACGUGGAUGAUAGAACCUUGUUUUUCCCCAUCAGUACUAGUCACAUGGAUUGUUUUACCCCUAACUAGUUAUGGACAAAAUGACGCAUCAUGAACCAUUUGCUGUAUUUCCUGACCCCACUAGAGGAUGCUCUUGGUUUAAUUUUGGGUAUGCUCUGAGCCCUUUUUUGAGCAGACAGCACCAUCUAGUAGAGUCCAGAAAUACAGCAUAUGGUUCAUGGCGUAUCGUUUUGUCCAUCAUUACCCCUAAUGUUUAAAUAGGGCAGGUUCUCAGCUUAAAUUUCCUUUUGCCAAACUGAUGUUAAAAAAUCCCAAACUGAAUGCACAUGAGCCAUUUCUGUCCAGAGCAGCUGGUUUGUGAUCCCUUAGAGAGGAGGGCUCUGCGCUGCUGCUCUGGACGUGGAAAUGUUGCCCAUUAGAAAAAGCGAUCCUGGUCCCUAGGCAGAUAUAUGAGGGUGCCCAUGUGCCAGAGUUCUACCAAGGCCACUCAAAGCAUUGUUGGACAUUUGGAACACAAGGGAGCUUGUGCAAACCACUGGUCCCCCCCUCCCCCAUAAACCUAACCCUUUGUAUCUCCUGAUGCAGAGCUUUAAAUAACAGGCGCACCAGUCUGUCUGAGCGGCGAAUUGUUUGUGCUGUACUGAUGUUGACCAAGGAGGUACCAUAUUUUAUUAAAGACGUGGGGUGAGUUUCUGAAAGCCUGUUUAAUGUUACAUCGUUCAUUAAGUUCCAUUAUUUUAACAUGGAACUUACAAAUGACGUAGUAUUAAGAAGGUUUUGAGAAACCAGGCCCAGACCUCAAGAUCCUGAAGAGUCCCGAGAACUCCUAAGGAGCAAUGUUCUCGCAGCAUGUUUGAAAAUGUCAGCCUGUAACGCCAAAUUCAUCGCCAAUGUAUGGGUGGAAACUACAGCAACGAGUAUUUAUUCUGUGUCAUAUCUCCCCUUUAAGACAUCACCUUAAUGGGAUUGACCUGUGAAUGAAGUAAAUUGUUUUACUAAUGAAUGUUGGUGGUUUUUUCUUUAAUCUGUGUCCAAGGAUUGCUACAGAAGUAUAAGAAUUUGUCAUAUGAAAUCUGUUGAGAUUAAAAUGUGCAUUAGUCUGUUUUAACUGGCAAUUGGGGAUUUGAGAAGGUUAUAGGUGUUUGUACAAUCAGAGUGGACAAGACUCGUAUAUUUAUUAAACCAGACAGAAAAGUGUUAAAUGGUGUCCUCUGUCAGACUCCCCCGGCACUCAUGUGUCGUUGCCCCAACUCUGGGUCCUGCCAGGUGAAGGGGUAUUUCCUGGCUCUUGGGGGGCUAGUUCCCGGCCCCCUUGGCAGCAGCUGCAGGAGAGGACACUGACAACUUUCAUCAAAAUCACUCCAGGUGUUAUCAGUAAAGUAUAAAUGUGAAUUAUCAGCAAUUUUUUUAAGGAGAAAUGUCUGUCAUUAAUGGUAUUUCUAACAUGUAAUUCUUUUGCAUAAUAAAGUUGGUAGGUUUAAAAUUA